GCGGAGCGGGCCAAGAUGGCGGCGGAGCCGGGCGCGGGCCCGGGGCAGGACGCGGAGCUGGAGGAGCUGCUGGAGAGUGCCCUGGACGACUUCGAGCGCAGCCGCCCCGCGCCCCCUCCCCCUGCCAGCUCCUCCUGCCCCCCGUCCCCCCCCUCGGCCGCCGACUCCGCCAAGGGCUCGCUCUUCUCCUCGCAGGAGAGGUUCUUCCAGGAGCUCUUCGAGGGCGAGCUGGCGGCGCAGGCGGCGGCCGAGUUCCAGGAGGCCAUGCAGGAGCUGGCCCGCCAGGAGCCCCAGCUGGUGGAGCAGUUCCAGAAGCUCUCGGAGGCUGCCGGCAAAGUCGGCAGCGACGCGGCCUCGCAGCAGGAAUUCACCUCCUGCCUCAAGGAGACCCUGAGCGGGCUGGCCAAGAACGCCAAUGACCUGCAGAACUCCCCGGGCUCGGAGGAGGAGCUGGCCAAGGCCCUGGAGGGGCUGGGGCUGGACGAGGGCGGCGGCGACGGCGUCCUGCCCGUCAUGCGCAGCAUCAUGGAGUCCCUGCUGUCCAAGGACGUGCUCUACCCCUCCCUCAAGGAGAUCACCGAGAAGUACCCGGAGUGGCUGCGGCAGCAGGAGGGCUCGCUGUCCCCGGAGCAGCGGGCGCGGUUCGGGGCGCAGCAGGCGCUGAUGCUGCGGAUCUGCGCGGAGCUGGAGCGGGAGCGGCCCGAGGAGCCCGAGGGGCAGCGCCGGGAGCGCUUCGAGACCCUGCUGGACCUGAUGCAGCAGCUGCAGGACCUGGGCCACCCCCCCAAGGAGCUGGCAGGGGACACGCCACCAGGACUGAGCCUGACGGGGGAGCAGUGCCGCCUCAUGUAGGGCACCUUUGGGGUCCCCCCCAGAUUUGGGGUCCCCCCCUGGAUUUGGGAUCCCCCCCGGAUUUGGGAUCCCCCCCCUGGAUUUGGGAUCCCCCCCGGAUUUGGGAUCCCCCCCGGAUUUGGGAUCCCCCCUGGAUUCGGGAUCCCCCCCGGAUUUGGGGUCCCCCCCGGAUUUGGGGUCCCCCCCGGAUUUGGGGUCCCCCCCCGGAUUUGGGGUCCCCCGGCCCCAAAGGAGAUGAAGAGGAGCCCGGCAGUGGGGUCGGCACCUCCCCCUCCCCACAUUUGGGGUUUUUUGGGGUGGGGGGCGCAGGGACCCCCCCCGGAUGGGGAGGGGUCCCCCCCGGCAGGGGUCCCCCCCUCACCCCCCGUGACCCCAAUAAAGAGUUGGUGAUGGGAA
This is a messenger RNA of Passer domesticus (house sparrow), 1248 nucleotides long. RefSeq names its product peroxisomal biogenesis factor 19 (gene PEX19). The record is from RefSeq and is a predicted model, not a curated record. Gene Ontology annotation, biological process: protein import into peroxisome membrane. Lineage: Eukaryota; Metazoa; Chordata; Aves; Passeriformes; Passeridae. Gene Ontology annotation, cellular component: peroxisomal membrane; peroxisome.